Messenger RNA from Oncorhynchus keta (chum salmon), 3842 nucleotides. Its product is annotated as tumor necrosis factor receptor superfamily member 21. Gene Ontology annotation, biological process: negative regulation of T cell proliferation; neuron apoptotic process; negative regulation of myelination. The record is from RefSeq and is a predicted model, not a curated record. The transcript is spliced from 11 exons. Lineage: Eukaryota; Metazoa; Chordata; Actinopteri; Salmoniformes; Salmonidae. Gene Ontology annotation, molecular function: protein binding. The coding region runs from base 1653 to 3182 and encodes 509 amino acids.
GAAAUCACUUGCUUCAUCCGAAUGCUAUACUAUGGUUUGACCAGACCGGGUUAUGUGUUGUGAAGCUAGCCACAUAAAGGAAUAGCCACAAUAGUGGAAUUUGCAGUUUGCCUUUAAAAUAAAAGUCCCUCUUUGAAAGUGAUGCAGAAGGUUAAAAUUGUUGAAAUCAUGCCAUGUUUAAACUUGAUAUUGUUAAACAUGGUUGGAAUGUGGAGCAAUAAAAUGGGGUAUCAGUCUACUCGGUGACACCAAGAGAACACAACUGUGCAUAGUUUAAGGAAAUAUUAGCGUCGUAGCUCUUAUUUGCGGGACUUUGACUGUGGGAAAUCACCUCCCCAGUCAGCCUAUUGUGCUUAUUGACAUUCAUAUUGCACUGUACAGCCUUACCUAAUGAUUGGGGAUCAAUGAAAUGGGGUAUCGGCCUUCUCAGUACCUAAGUGCUUUUUUUCCCCCAAAGUCCUCCUCCAGAGUUAUCAGGCUCCAAAACAUCCACGUUGAAUUGUUUUUCCUCUGGAAUAGUGUUCAAUACACAUGGUAGGUUGACUGGUACAAUAAAUGUGGCUCAAUUCACAGUGGUUUCAGAGUCCUGCAAUAAGAGCUAUGACGCUAAGGUUCUCUUGGUGUCACUGAGUAGACUGAUACCCCAUGACAUUGAUCUACUAAUCCAUAGGUAAGGCUGUACAGUGAAAUAAGUAUGUCACCAAUGCAAUUCUAAAGUCUAAUAAAUCCAGUGUGAUUUCAACAGAUUUUAGUCAAAUUAACAAAUUAUUGUAUUUUGUUGAAUUUAUAUAAGAACAUUCCAACCUCGUUUGCAUGAUCUAUUCCAUCAUGGAAUGAUUCCACUAUUUGUAUUAUUUGCAUGACAUUCAUUGACUUUUAUUUUGAAGACAAUUUCACGAUUGUGGCUAAUCCUUAUUGUGGCUAGCUUCAAAUAGCUGGGUCCGACCACCAUUAAUCAAAUAAUAACUGUCUUGUAAAUAUUUUAGACGAUGACACUUAGCUAGAUAGUUAGCUAGCUAACUAUAGCUACCGAAACAGAUUAUGUCGUUUUGCUAUGUUUUUGAGGAAGAACUUUGUUUGCCUCCAUCAGCUAGCAAGCUUUAUUACCACCAGCAUUAUGUGACGUAGUGAAAUUCGGGUCCUGAUUGGUCCCAAUAAGUAUUAGCCACAAUAGUGGAAUUUGCGGUUUGUCUUCAAAAUAAAAUCUCUCAAACAGCGUUCUCUAAUGAACCCUCUAUGCACCUUUAAGACCGCUCUUUCAAAGUCACCGAGAUCUCUUCUUGCCACGGUAGCCAAAAUAGUGGGCAACUGGGCAUUUUUAUACAAUUUCCCAUUACCAGGGUUUUGUUAAGAAGGGAUACAGCUUUUGUCGAAAUGUACUUUUCAUAACAGGUUUAGGAGAAUUUAUGCAGUAGGUUAGGAGAAUUGGGUUAAGGUUAGCGAAAUGCAAAAAACUAAUUUUGCCAGCAACUGUAUCCAUCUAGAAAUGAACAUUUAUGUUACGUACAUGUCCACAAGAGAUUACCAAAGGCGGAAGUGGCCAACAAGCGCGCUAUAUUUAUCUGCUUCUUUAUUGGACAACCCACUGAUGACGUAACCCCGUUAAACUUCCGCUGCAUAUUUUAGCACCUUGACCAGAGAUUCAACCAGGCAUGUGCGAAAUGGAUUAUCAACGGCAUAUUACCUCACGUCCAUUGAGAAUUCUUUGCCUUUUUAAUCUGGUAUCCCCUGUAUUGUUGUCCAGCUGUCCUCAAAUCUGUGACCCAGGCUUCAUUAUUGACAAGUGUAAGUGUGUCCUUUGUUCCGAUGGCUUCUACUGGUACAUGCAGAACGGCCUUCCGAAGUGUGACCUCUGCAGCAAAGCCUGCUCUGUGGAUCAGCACUUGACACAGGUGAAGGAAUGCGGCCGGGACUCAAACCGCGAGUGCCACUGUGACAGUGGCUUUUUCUGUGACAACGCUGCCCAGUAUACCUGCAGGAGGUGUAAGCCGUGCUCGCCCGGAACCUUCUCUAACAAACCAAACCUAACCAUGUCCUGCAAACCCCACACAGAUUGUGGCCAUAAGGGAAUGACUAUGGUGACAGAGGGCACUGCCACUCAGGAUCGUGUAUGUGCCCAGACCUCCACUAACUCACCUACAACCACUGCGCCUCCAACUGUCCACAGCUCAGAGAUAGGCUUUCAUUCUUCUACCUCCAGUGGAGUCAGCAUCACCCGAAAACCCCUCAUCAUAGCAUCCCCAUCUGGCCUGGUGGGGUCUACAUCUCCUGAUGUCUUUCCCAUAGCCACAAUUGACACAUCUGCAGACCCUUCACCAGCCUUACUCACCAGGCCUUCUUUGUCCCAAGCCCAAAGCGAGCCCUCUACCUCCCUCCCAACUAGGAAACAAGUCACUGAACACAGCUCCUUUGACCCCAACACAAUGCUCACCACCAGGAGAAACCCCAGCAAGGUGGACAGUAACACCUCACCUGCAGAGUCUGCCUCUGCACCUCUUACCACAGAUGACAAUGACUCACCUCAUCUCUCAGCAACAGAUACUGGACCGAGCCCUUCCACUCUCCCUUGGCUGCUGCUGAUAGGUGGGCUACUAGGGGUUGUCGUGCUGCUGGUUGUUUACUUUGUCCGUUGUAAGGAGAGGUCACUGAAGUCCCUAGACAAGUGGAAAGGUCCAGUAUUUGGUAUAAAUGAUGAGCAGAUUUGUAAGGAAGGUUUAAGAGGGAGCUAUAAUGUGUGGGAGAGCUAUGAUUGUCCUGCGGCCCUACAGACGGCUUCCUAUAUACAGGCCCAGCCACCACAGGAGAGUUGCCCAUACCCGGAGGCCCAGCAUCUUCUGGGGAGUGAGACUGGGGGAAAUCCUAGACAGGAUGGUGCAGGGUUGCUACCUCCAGGGGUCAUGAAGCAGGUCACAGUGGACCACUCUGGUGGAGAGAACAUUAGCAACACAGUGGGGUCCAUUUACAUCUACUCUCCGGGGACGGUUGUUCUGGGAUACAACAAGUCAGAGAGGAAGGUGGAUCAAGUCGAGAGUGGGGUAGAGGGCUGUCCCCUCACCAGAACACCCCAGCAGGAGUCCUCCUGCCCCCUCCCUGAGGGCCUUGCUCUGGGGCCAGAGAGAAUGAGUACACAGGAGGAGACCUGCAAAGAGCUGAGAUACCCCAUCCCGGCCACCAGCAACUGAGAACUAGAAAAAAAUUGAAAUUAAGGAUUAACUAUGGAAAAAGCCUGAGGAGGAGCAACUUCAUUCAAUAUCAACUAUCAUCUCUAGGGCAAGAAUGCAGACAGAUUAUUAUUUGCUACUGUAAAGACUGUUAGACUGGAUGGCUUCCUUCUGUACAAGGCUUGCCAAAGCCACUGGGGUCCCUCAUGGGUCUUCUAUUAUGAAAGAGUGACAGUUGGGCCAACUGUAUGUAAUAGUCUUAGCACGGUUUCAAAUUCACUGUAAGUCACUGUUGUGACAGCAGUGCUGGGACAGUUUGUGAGAGCAAUGCAUGGUCUGUUUGAUAUGGGGUGUCAACACUGAGCCGGAGUUUCCCAUCAUAGGGUGCAUGAACACAAUGGCGCCAGAUAGUGUGAGUCUACGUGUAUCAACCACAGAAACAGUGAAGACAAGAAAUUCAUAUGAGGUGGGAAGUAACCUAUAUAACAAGUAGGGUUUGGUGUGUGAAGAGCUUACAAUUUCCAUUGUAAAGUAAUCCAGGGACUGUCUGGACAAUUUAAACUCAAACAUAGCCAUGUUCACUGGUUAUAACCUUUGUUCUGUGAAUUUAUGAUCAAGACAUUGCUAUGUACAGUAGCCUACAGAACGAAGACAGAAUAAAGAUGAUUUUAUAACAGACAA